This is a messenger RNA of Prunus armeniaca (apricot), 1695 nucleotides long. The record is from the annotation of a GenBank genome assembly. Lineage: Eukaryota; Viridiplantae; Streptophyta; Magnoliopsida; Rosales; Rosaceae.
AUGGUGAACAAACCAUGGAGGAUCAUACCAAGGCCGUUGAUAGAAACAGUGCUAAACAACCACGCUCAGCACCACCGUGUUCCUCAGCCUCUGAUCCUCCACGGCCCCAGAGGCGUCGGAAAAACCACUCUCAUCCUCGAACGUCUGCUCAACGACUGGAACAAAGGCCCUCACCUCACUGGCUACGUAGACUUCGCCGAGUCCAUCAAAGACCACCACCCACAAUUCAAUCAGUCGUUUCCUUGGGCUUCUUGGUCCAAUUGCCCACCACCCACUUUGUCCGAUUGCAGAACCAAGCUUGAGAGCUGCCUCGAAUCCAUGACUCACAAGGGCGUCCUGCUUGGUUCCAUUAGCUCCCAUCAAAUUUUCUCUACUCUCAACAAAUGGCACGGUAUUAACACGGCGCUCCGCCGCGUUAUUGAGGGCAAUAGUGCGUCCAAGAAUGCGGUUUCUGAUAGAGUUUCGGGUUCUGUUUUGUGGGAUCGGGCCGUUUUCGCUCUAAGUGCUCGAUGUAAUGCCGAAGAGAUUGAUGGGAUUUUGGGUUUGCGUGAGAAGCGGAAGAGUUUGCCAUUGGAAGAGGCUUCGUAUUAUAGGGAAGCUGUAGUGGCAUUGAGAUUGGCAAAGGAGGUGAUUAAGGUCCAACAAAGUUGGAGGGCUAAUGCAAUUGCACAUUUAAAUCGGACAGGUGGGUUUUCGAGGUUUUUAGCAAAUUCGUGCACUGAUUGGCCCUGUUUGUUGUUGGAGUUGUUAUCUCAAGCUGCUGAAAUUGAUCAUUUCCAGCCUAAGCUGGUUAUAAACAAUAUCGAAGUUUUACGGGAUGCAAUUUUGUUAGAUGAGAAUUCGUCAGUCUGUGGAUCAAUGUAUCAUGACAGUCUGAUAUGGAGAAUAAUAGCUUUAGGUGCAAACGAGAGGUGCAUUCCUGUUGUUCUUGUGACAUCGGAUAGUUACUAUUCAUACCGGGCUUACAUGGAUUUUGGAUUUCCAGACAUAUUCAUCUCUCGUGAGACCUUUGGCUGGAAUCCCCAAGAAGCUAAAUUGCAUAUGGUUAAUGAUUAUUUCAGUCAAUCAGAGUGGUUGGUUAUUGCUGAGGUGUUUGGUCCAAACCCUAGACACUUAUUUGAGCUAUAUGCACUCAAGCAGGGCAAUUACUAUCAGCAGUUAGAGGACAACAAAGAUAGCACAUUUGAGGACAUCGUGGAUGCAUAUUUAGCAUAUUUGCAAAUUACUGUAGUGAAUCCUGCCAUGGAGAAAGCACUGGGGCUUCUACAAAAGUUUGCUGUUGAUGCACACAGUGGAAAAAUUUCAAAAGACAGACUACGCUUUGGUGCACCUUGGAGACAUCCUCCACCAACAGAUGAUCCUGCCUUGUGCCGUCAAUGGGCAAAGGUUCAGCUGAUGGAUUUUGUGCAGUCCCUAGUCAAUACAGAAUUUGGAGUUAAUUAUCUAGCUGACUGUAGCCUUGAGCUCUUGGAUGAUCCUUCUACUGUUGCAUUGCUGGAGGUUGGUUUGCUCUAUGCUCAACGGGAUCCAUCCAUCAUUCGCCCCAUAUCUAGGGGAAUUCAGCGAUGCAUUGUAAGAUGGCUUGUCCAAGAAAGGAUGCAGAUGAGUUCCCCGAAGUUGCUCCAAUAUCUAUGGCAGCGUAUUAUGCUUGGCCGUAGCUAUCGUCAUUUGAUGCUAGAAGUAGGCUAUAAGUAG